CACACACACACACACACACAUACACACUCUCUCUCUCAUACAUUCUUGUCCGCCUCUGCACCCCAGAUUUUGUCCCGGCGGGUCGGCGUUUCUCGGCCAAGUCCUUCAUCCUGCCCAUCCAGCCUCACUGAGCCCCUGGCGGCAACAGAAGGGCAGCGGCCAUGACGGAAGCGUCCACCAACAUGCGGCUGAAGCUGCCCGUCGUGUGCUUCAUCCUGGAGAUCAUCCUCAUCAUCCUCUUCGGGGUGCUGGUGGAGUACGACUACGAGACGGACGCCAAGAAAUGGCACAGCAAGAACCACUCCGACUACGAAAACGACUUCUACUUCCGCUACCCAAGCUUCCAAGACGUGCACGUGAUGAUUUUCAUCGGCUUCGGCUUCCUCAUGACCUUCCUGCAGCGCUACGGCUUCAGCAGCGUGGGCUUCAACUUCCUGAUCGCCGCCUUCGCGCUGCAGUGGGCCACGCUCAUGCAGGGCUUCUUCCACGGCAUGCACGAAGGCAAGAUCCACAUCGGGGUGGAGAGCAUGAUCAACGCUGACUUCUGCACUGGGUCCGUGCUGAUCUCCUUCGGAGCGGUUCUGGGUAAAACCAGUCCGAUCCAGCUUCUGGUCAUGGCGCUGUUUGAGGUCAUUCUGUUCGCCGUCAAUGAGUUCGUACUGCUGUCUGUUUUGGGGGCCCGGGACGCCGGUGGGUCCAUGACCAUCCACACCUUCGGAGCCUACUUUGGCCUGGUGGUGGCCCGAGUCCUGUACCGACCCAACCUGGACAAGAGCAAACACAGGAACAGCUCAGUGUACCACUCGGACCUCUUCGCCAUGAUCGGCACCAUCUACCUGUGGAUGUUCUGGCCCAGCUUCAACUCGGCCAUCACCGCCCACGGAGACGACCAGCACCGCACGGCCAUGAACACGUACUACUCGCUGGCCGCCUGCACGCUGGCCACCUACGGAAUGUCGGCCCUCACUGCGCACGACGGCAAGCUGGACAUGGUCCACAUCCAAAAUGCCGCCCUGGCCGGUGGCGUCGCCGCGGGAACGGCCGGUGAAAUGAUGCUGACGCCGUUUGGUUCCAUGAUUGUGGGCUUCUUGGCCGGCAUCAUCUCUGUGCUGGGCUUCAAGUUCCUCUCGCCCAUCUUGGAGGAGAAGCUGAAGAUCCAGGACACUUGUGGGGUCCACAACCUGCACGGCAUGCCGGGCGUCCUGGGCGCCAUCGUGGGGGCGGUCACCGCCGCCCUGGCAACCUCGGACAUCUACGGAGAAGGCAUGGCGGACGUGUUCCCGGAUGUGGCGAGUGGAGACGUGGAGGCCUCCUUCCAGGGGCUCCGACAAGCCAUCUCCCUGGCCGUGACCCUGGGCAUCGCCCUCCUGGGGGGGCUCAUCGUAGGCUUCAUCAUGAAGUUGCCGGUCUUUGGUGCGCCGCCUGACACCAUCUGCUACGAGGACAGCGUCUACUGGGAAGUGCCCGGGGACGAGGAGGGUCACGACGACCAGCUGACCACGGUGGUCUCUGCUGAGUGCGAGAAACUCAACGGUUAGACGGACACGCGCGCAUGCGCACGCACCUGGAUACGUCUUGGCGUAGGUUGCGCAGGUACAUCUGCAUGUCCCGCCCCCCCCCCCCAAAAAGGACACUAGUACAGGUUUUUACCACUAGAGGGCGACGUGCUGCCGGCUUGCCGAGCGGUCGUGACUGUUUGAUGACGUCAGCUGGCUGCCAGCCUCACACCAAAGACUCUUCUAGAAGUUAAAGUUACACACUAACAUCUCUAAAAAACCUUUUAAAGGUCCUACUGUUUUAUUUUGUAUUAUCACUUACUGUAGGUCAGGGGUUUUCUCUUUUUAUCAGUCCUAUUAAAAUGUAUGACUUCUCAUUUAAUCAGCCCUAAUUGUUUCAUAUUUUGUAUACUUUUUUUUUUUUAGGCUCAACAAUGUGUUGCUUUUUUCCAAAAAUAAACGGUCUAAGCGUG
Messenger RNA from Entelurus aequoreus (snake pipefish), 1969 nucleotides. RefSeq names its product Rh family B glycoprotein (gene rhbg). Gene Ontology annotation, molecular function: ammonium channel activity. NCBI's taxonomy places the organism in Eukaryota, Metazoa, Chordata, Actinopteri, Syngnathiformes, Syngnathidae. The record is from RefSeq and is a predicted model, not a curated record. Bases 162 to 1538 code for a protein of 458 amino acids. The transcript has 10 exons. Gene Ontology annotation, biological process: ammonium homeostasis; ammonium transmembrane transport. Gene Ontology annotation, cellular component: plasma membrane.